AGGCAGGUCGCGGUCGAGCUUCUGAUGGUGGUUGUGAGUUUGAGGCUAAAUACCACGAGCCAACCUCUAUCACGGCGCAUUUGCUAAGGCUACGUCAUGCCCACUACAGCUUCGAUUACCUUUUCUUGAAUCUGAAUCUGAAGCUGUAGUUUUAACGUGCAUGUGCAUAGCAUAAAGUUUCUCUGCUUUGUUUAUCAAAACCAACUUUCAUAAGAAAUUUGCUUUCAUUUCUCACUCCCUGGGCCUUUUCUUCUUUUUAUACAACCAACCAUUCUCCUAGCUCGACUCGCCCAAAUCAAACACCCACUAUCUUCUCCUUUCAACGUUGUGGCUUGUUACCAACAUCCCGGCUUUCGAGGAUCUUUAUUCCGGGGGACUCUUAAACUUCGACUCCGUCCAAGCCAGUUCUUGAAAGCAGCCAUGGCUUCUUUCAUUCGUUGGUACAACGCCAGAUUGGCUGCGCGUCCACUGCUCACUCAAAGCGUUACCACUGCAUUUCUCUUUGCUACAGGCGAUGUUACAGCUCAGCAGCUCGUUGAGAAGAAAGGUGUUGAGAAGCAUGAUCUUGUCCGAACAGGUCGAAUGGCCCUCUACGGUGGCUUUGUGUUCGGCCCGGUUGCUACAACAUGGUUCGCUUUCCUCGCACGCAGGGUGAACGUGCCAGGGAACAAGAAGGCUGAGGUUCUCAGUCGAGUCGCCUGCGAUCAGCUUGGUUUUGCACCUGUCAUGAUAGGUGUGUUCCUUGGCAGCAUGGCCACGAUGGAGGGGAAGAGUGCACAGGAAAGAAUCGACAAGGCUUGGUGGCCAGCCCUGAAGGCCAACUGGAUGCUCUGGCCUGCCGUCCAGGUCAUCAACUUCUCCCUCAUUCCCUUGCAAUACCGUCUGUUCUUUGCCAAUAUCAUAGCGAUUGGCUGGAACUCCUACCUGAGCUGGGUGAACUCCCAGUGAGAUACACCCCAUGCUUCGCAGAUUGCCUGCCGGUUCUUUUCAUAUAGAUAUAGAAGUGUUUCUGUAUUCACGAUGGAUCGAUGUUCUUUUUGAGAAUCAUCUGGGUUUGUUCCAUGGGUCGGGGAGUAUAUGGUGACGAGGAAAGGAAAAUAAACAGUAAUUUCACAGAAUCUGUAUCAUGUUUCGAUAGACACUGAACCCCGGUAUAAUAAGCCACUCAAGCCGUAUAGCUAUUUGGCUUUCAUGAUAAACAUUGGGUCUCAUUCGAG
Molecule: messenger RNA, 1217 nt
Organism: Fusarium verticillioides 7600
Lineage: Eukaryota; Fungi; Ascomycota; Sordariomycetes; Hypocreales; Nectriaceae
Product: protein SYM1
Exons: 3
Coding region: 421-948 (175 amino acids)
Cellular component (GO): membrane; mitochondrion; cytoplasm
Source: RefSeq, a predicted model, not a curated record